Molecule: messenger RNA, 2538 nt
Organism: Prorocentrum cordatum
Lineage: Eukaryota; Dinophyceae; Prorocentrales; Prorocentraceae
Source: the annotation of a GenBank genome assembly
AUGGCGCGGCGCGGCAUCCGCAGUGCCUUGCAGCGAGCAGUUCGCCCGCGCGAAGAGGCGCUCCGAGCGGUGGGUCGCAUUUGGGGUUUCGCGCGGGCGACGCUCCUGGCUCUCAACCGCAACGCCGCGCUGGCAGCCAUCAGCCUCUUGCGGCAGAAGCUCCGGGACCUAGAGGCCGAGGUCCAGGCGGGUGGCUUCGCUCGGAGGUUGGCCAGCGGUCGCAACGUCGCCAACUUGGUCCAGGCGAUGGAGCGUCGCCUCUUCUCGUCACGCGUGGUCACAGAUGAGCCAGGGCAGAUGACGUCCUCGCCCGGCCUUUUCGCGUAUUACGAGGGGCGCCCCGUCAUGAUUCUAAAGUGCUUCACGAGGCAUCGCGUGCUGAUGGCGCAUGUGAUCCCCGUCGAAACCGACCGGGCCGACGCCGCGUCCCACGUCGCCUACCUCCGCCGCGUCUUCACGUGCAAGCAGGUCGCCUUUGCCAGGUACGCGAGCACCGCAGCUCCGACGUGUUCCCUGCACGACGUGGCCGAUCGGUCGCUGACUGCGGAGCCCCUCAGGAUCACGCCCGCGGCCCUAGAAGAACAUUUGCGCUUCCAGGAGUCCGCUGGAAGGCCGCAUUGCGCGGGGCCGCGGAGCGACGUGCAGACCGUCGGUUUCGUCUUGGACUUGCCCCGACCCAUUCCCUUCGACGCCCGCGGCUAUCGGCGCAGCACGUGCCGUCAUGACCCGUCCUGCGCGGCGUUGCGUGACAUGACGCACCACCAGACGGACGCUGACAUGCAGCGGAUGUUUCCUGGCGUCCUGGUGUAUAAAAAGGGGCCUCGUUCGGCCAUCUACAUGACGAAGCGGUUCCUCGUUCACCUUGUGCUGUCCUUCUACGACGUCCUCAACGCUCGCGCCACUCGGCGGAAGCUCUGCGAGCUCUACGCCGCCAACUCCCUCGCUUCGGAGUCCGCCUUGGCGUGGAGCGCGACGGCGCUGCCGCGGUGCCGCGCGUUGCGCGGCAUCCUCCUCAAGGCGCUGGGGUCUUUCCUGGCGGUCCCUGUGCGGCACGUGCGGAGGCGGUUGCACAUCUACAGCGGUCAGAUCAUCCGCGGGGACGGCAACUUCGAUCUGGCCAAGAGGAUCGGGCGCAAGAGUGGAGAGGGUCCUUUCGCAAACAUCGACUACGCAGUUGUCCUCGCUUGGUGCGGCAUCGACGGGUGCCUGCUGAAGCCAGUGGCGCCUGCCGAGUCCGAGGCGUGGGAGGAUCUCUGCCCGGACUUGGGCGACGUCGUCACUUGUCUGCGGGGCGAUCGAUUGCGGCGCGGCUUGUCGUUGCGAGAGGCGGCCCCUGUCUGCCGCAGCACGGGCAUGUAUGGCAAGCACAAGGCCCUCACCGAAGCGUAUUAUCACGAGAUGUAUUCCGAUUUGGUCUCCGAGGUCACGGCGCCGACGCCGAAGGGCGACGCGGAUGGAGCGCCCGUGCAAGAGUGCGCGGCGCCGCCGACGCUCGCGGUAGGAGAGCCCGUGCACGAUGUAACCAAUGUGCGGAAAGCGGCAUCUCCGGCCAGUAACGAUUGUUCGGACUUCAUCAUCGACUGGGCCGACAUGGUCGCCAGACUCUCCGAGAAAUCCGCUGCCGAGGCGGAAGGCGCGAGCGGCCCUGUCCGCGGCGGCCUUCGUGAUCCAGCCGAGGGGUUGCUCCGGGAAGCGAUUCUCCACCCGGCCGCGCUCGUCAGGCGGAGCGUAGCCUCGGCCGACCAGGACACAUUGGCUGAGGUCAGGUCAUUCCUUGCGGAAGCUCGCCUGGACCGCUCGCCCCUCUGGCGGCGCAUGUUCAAUGCUCGCCCGCCGAGGGGAACUCUGCAGAGGAUAUGCAGGCGCCUGGGUACUCGGCUGCAUCCGACGCUCCAGCGCAGGAACUACGUCGACCAGAAAGAGUUCAGGCGGGAGGCGCGCGCCAUCAAGCGAUGGCACAAGCCUGGGCGCAAGCUCACCAGGCGCCGCGCGGGCAUGCUGAGGUCGAGGCGGGCGGUUCUCCGCGGCGGUCGAGCGCGCGGCUUGCGCACGGUUUGGACCCAGAAGGUCCAGCUGCAUUACAGGAGAUUCCUCCAGCCAAAGCGCCAGGAGGGUCUCUGGCGUUGGAGGGAGGUCGCCCUGGCAUUGCACGCGGCAGGGAUCCCUGUGCACUCGGGCGCCAUCCCCGUGGAACGCCUCUGGGCAUCGAUGUUGGACAUGUUUCUAUCCAGCGCGCGGCUGAUGUCGCGUGCGUGGUUCGAUGUCCUCGCCGCCCUAGCGCUUUUGAGGUGCAACUACAGGCACUUCCACGUCCGCCUCCUCCGAACGUGGGCGGAGGCCGAUUCGCUCCUGGCGGAACGCGUCGAUAAUUUGUCGACGGCGGCCCACGCUCUCAGCAUGUGGGCGGAGCCCGAGGAGGAUUCGGCUGACGCGCUGCCCGAUAAGGUGCGCGAGAUCCACGCCGCAACGUGCGCGCUGCGUCCGCUUUUCAAGCCGUUCAGCGAGGAUGUUGCCCCUGUGGCGGCUGCGCCUGGCUGA